Messenger RNA from Zonotrichia leucophrys gambelii, 1018 nucleotides. It is a transcript of the gene LY96, whose product is annotated as lymphocyte antigen 96. Gene Ontology annotation, cellular component: lipopolysaccharide receptor complex. Gene Ontology annotation, molecular function: lipopolysaccharide immune receptor activity; lipopolysaccharide binding; Toll-like receptor 4 binding. The record is from RefSeq and is a predicted model, not a curated record. Lineage: Eukaryota; Metazoa; Chordata; Aves; Passeriformes; Passerellidae. Gene Ontology annotation, biological process: cellular response to lipopolysaccharide; detection of lipopolysaccharide; toll-like receptor 4 signaling pathway. Bases 53 to 508 code for a protein of 151 amino acids. The transcript is spliced from 5 exons.
UUUCUCCCAAAUGAAGUUUUAUACCAUCAGAUACUGAGCAAAAAAAGUAACUAUGUUUGAACUCCUUUUUUUCAUUUUAUUUACCCCUGGAGUCAGUGAAUUAAUUUGUACAUCAUCAGAUCUUGAAAUGUCGUAUACUUUUUGUGAUUCUACAGCUCAUUCUUUCAAGUUUAAUCUGACACCUUGCAGCACAAGGAACAAACCUGUCUGGAAGGCUGCUCUUACCUGGAUUCCAAGAAGUGACAUUCACUUUUUGAAGAUUGUCUUCAAUGUCUGGUAUGAUGGUGCCAAAGCACUCCUCUGGAAGGACGUCCUCUGCAGCGGAACUGACGAUGAAUACUCACUGUGCGGAACGCUGAAAGGAGAAACACUUGAAUCAGCAUUUGACAUUAAAGGCUCAAGAUUAGAAUUUCCAAAGGGCGACUAUAGUAUUGUUGUGCAAGGAUUCUCUGAUGAUUCUGAGAAUAAUAUGCUCAUAUGCGUGAAUGUCACCAUGAUAGUGAAAUAAGAUGCUUUCUGAGUGCAACAAACUUCUCAAAUAAUUCCAGAAUAUGGAGGUCACUUCUGUGAGCGACUGGAAUCCAAGCUGUGAAGUAAUAUGCACACUGAACUUCCUGAGGCAGAAUACAUCAUGUGCUGUCUGGGAAGCUCUAAGAUAUAGUCUUUCUCAUUUGUAGCACAGCCAUAAUCAGUUGCUCAGCCAAUGUGCCCAAAAUUUCCGGGAAUCAGGCAUCCUGAUUAAUCCAUGGAAUUACCCUGACUGGAUGGCGGGCUGGUCCUGCAUUUUGGUGCUGUGCCUUGAGUUACAAUAAAGUUGAGUGCUUCAGGCUGAGCUAAAGUAAUCAAGAAGUUUUGAAGUUUUGAAGUGCCAGAAUCAGAAGUUCAUCAGUAUUCAGUUUAAAACAACACAGCAAUUGAAUUAGGGAACCCUGCUGUGAGGUGGUGGGGGAUGGUUUUUUUUGUUUGUUUGAGAUUUUUCUUUUCUUGUAACAAUAAAACUUGUUAGUACAAUCAAUUU